AGGUAAUGUAUAGUAAUAUAUUCUAAUGGUUACUAUCUAAAAUAAAUCUUACUUAUCAGAAUCUGGUAUCUUUGCAAGUUGUACACACAGUUGCAUUAACAUUCGACUAUCAUUUGUUUCUUUUAAUACUUGCAUAAGUAAUGUUACACAUCUUGACAUAUGUGAUGCAAAACUUCCUGGUCUAUCAAUUUCACGAUUUGGUAUAUGCCAUACACCCUAAAAUAUAUAGUACAUAAAAUUUAAAAGUACUUGUUGACAAAAAUAGAAUACGUAAAAAUUGUUACGUAUUCUUACAUAGAAUACGUAACAAAAGUGUUAACAACAAGUAAUGUAUUGUUCAGGAUUAAUAAUGAAGAUCUAUUACAUAACCUUUAUAAUAAUCCUAUAUUGUAAAUUGGCAUUUGAUGUUAGAUGUGUGACUGCACGUAAUAGUGUUAUAAUAGAUACGGAUCCAGGUAGUGAUGAUGCAUUAGCAAUAUUAUUAGCACUUGCAUAUGAGAAAUCUAGUUCUGAAGAUUUUAAAGUUUUAGCAAUAACAUGUACAUACGGCAAUACAUAUUUAGAAAACGUAGAAAAGAAUGUUCUUAAGAUUUUAGAAAUAGCUGAUAGAAGUGAUAUACCUGUCUACAGUGGUAGUAAAAAAUCACUAAUAUAUAAUUUUACUGCAUCAAAUUAUUUUGGUAAAGAUGGUUUGGGAGAUUUUGAAUUUGACAAAAAUAUUACUGGUAAAAUAAACAGAACUAAGCAUGCUUCUAUGGUAAUAGUAGAUAUGGCAAAACAAUAUCCAGAUGAAAUUACCAUAAUAUGCUUAGGUCCUUUGACUAAUAUAGCUACAGCCAUUAUUUUAGAACCGAAUUUGCAAGACUAUGUUAAAAAUAUAUUUAUAAUGGGUGGAAGUGUAGCAGGAAUUGGUAAUUUUAAACCUAAUGUAGAAUAUAAUUUUGGAAACGAUCCAGAAAGUAAUUUUAUAUCACUAAAUUCUACAACAAAAACACCAGUUAUACUUAUUCCUUGGGAUGUAUGUCUUUCGUAUAAAAUAUCACUGGAAUGGCGUUACAAUGUUUUUGGUAAAUUGAAUUCUACUAUGGUAGACUUUUUAAAUAAAGCAGAAAGAAUUGCGCUAAAUUCUACGGUUGAAUGGUGCCCAAUAGAUACAAUCGCUGUUGCUACUGUGAUAUGGCCUGCUUUUAUAUUAAAAUCAACUCUAAAAAAUAUAUAUCCUGUAAUUGAUGGAACUGGACGAGGUUCUAUUCUUGUAGAUUAUGCAGAAUCUACUGAUAGAAUAAAGAAUGCCAAAAUAAUUCAGGAAUACGAUAUGGUAAUGUUGAAAGAUAAAUUACUUCAUUAUUUUCAAUAAUUAAUGAUGAUAUCUAACAUAACUAAAUAUGUAUUAUAAUAUUUCUAAACUUAUCUGUAUGCUAUUUAAAAUGUAAAUAAAAAUGUAAACAAACUUA
Molecule: messenger RNA, 1454 nt
Organism: Vespa velutina
Lineage: Eukaryota; Metazoa; Arthropoda; Insecta; Hymenoptera; Vespidae
Product: probable uridine nucleosidase 2
Exons: 6
Coding region: 329-1357 (342 amino acids)
Molecular function (GO): hydrolase activity, hydrolyzing N-glycosyl compounds
Source: RefSeq, a predicted model, not a curated record